Molecule: messenger RNA, 1095 nt
Organism: Microdochium trichocladiopsis
Lineage: Eukaryota; Fungi; Ascomycota; Sordariomycetes; Xylariales; Microdochiaceae
Product: beta-lactamase-like protein
Exons: 2
Coding region: 1-1095 (364 amino acids)
Source: RefSeq, a predicted model, not a curated record
AUGAAGACUGUACUUGCCACCACCGCCGCCGCCGCCCUGGCCCUCGCUGGAGCCGUUGGUGCCUGUCCUGAACAUGAUUCGGACGGACACCUCGAGGCUCGGCAGGCCAAGGCCACUGGCGCCCUCGCUGGGUACUUUGACUAUGACGUCUAUCCCAAGGCGCAGGCGGAGAAUGUGACCAAGUACAUUGCUGCGGCCAAGGCUUACGCCCGCGACGACGUUUAUCCAUACUAUGCUCGGGACUGCAAUUUCUAUUCGGCGAACACGAAGCUCGAUAGCGCGGGCAACCAUGACGGCCUGGCCCCGGCCACCGAGGUGUUCAAAGACUUCUACUUCGUCGGUCUGUCCAGCUGGACCGCGUGGGCGUACGACACUGGCGACGGCCUCAUCAUCUACGACACGCUCGCCUCUGCCGCCGAGGCCGAGAACAUCAUCCUUCCCGGCCUGGCCAAGUUUGGCUUCACGGGCAAGGACAUCAAGUAUGUGUUCAUCAGCCACGAGCACUUUGACCACUACGGCGGGGCAAAGUAUCUGCAGGACAACUUCGACCCGAUCAUCGUGGCGUCCAAGGACACCUGGGCCGCCAUGGAGAAGCUCCCGGCGACUGCCGACCCGGCCCCUCCGGUACGCAACGCCAAGGCCAUAACCGUUACCAAGGACGGCUCCGAGAUCACGCUGGGCAACGUCACGACGACCAUGUACCUGACGCCCGGGCACACCAACGGCACCAUGUCGUACAUCCUGCCCGUGACCGAUAGCCAGACGGGCGAGAAGAUGCUCGCGGGCAUGUACGGCGGCAGCGGCGCGUCCAGCACCGCCUGGAGCCUGGGCGUCCAGGCCACCCAGCUCGUCCGCUGGGCCGACCUGUCCCGCAAGAAGGGCGUCAAGGCCUUUGUCAGCAACCACCACUCGCGCGACCACAGCCUGUACCACAUCGAGGAGUACGCCCACCGCGUCUGCGACCCCAAGGGCCGCCACUGCAACUUUGCCCACCCCUGGGUCCACACCCCCGACUGGUACUACCGCUGGGCGAUGAUGGGGUCCUACUGCAUCCGGGCCCAGGCGGCGAGGGGCGGCUUCAUUCUGAGCCAGUGA